Trypanosoma grayi is the source of this 1227-nucleotide messenger RNA. Its product is annotated as arginine kinase. Lineage: Eukaryota; Euglenozoa; Kinetoplastea; Trypanosomatida; Trypanosomatidae. Gene Ontology annotation, molecular function: creatine kinase activity. The coding region runs from base 1 to 1227 and encodes 408 amino acids. The transcript has a single exon. Gene Ontology annotation, biological process: phosphocreatine biosynthetic process. The record is from RefSeq and is a predicted model, not a curated record.
AUGGGAGCCGCAGUAUCACGCCGCAAGGAAAAGCCCAGCAACGCUCCUCCGGCCGCGCCAUCGGCACCGGUACAGGCACGGAAGGUGGAAAAGAAGCCAGCGAACGAACCGAAGAAGGCUGAUGUACCCAACACGUCCGACAACGCGAAGAAUGAUGCAGACGACGAUGUUGUUAAGAAGCUUGAGGAGGCAUUCGCCAAGCUGCAGGACGCCGCGGAGUGCCACUCGCUCCUUAAGAAGCACCUGACGAAGGAAGUGUUCGACGAGCUCAAGACGAAGAAGACAACGAUGGGAGCAACACUGAUGGACGUUAUCCAGUCGGGUGUGGAGAACCUGGACUCCGGCGUCGGUGUGUAUGCGCCUGACGCGGAGUCGUACACCUUGUUUGCCCCUCUCUUCGACGCGAUCAUCGAGGACUACCACAAGGGCUUCAAGCCGACCGACAAGCAGCCCCCGAAGGACUUCGGCGACCUCAGCACGCUCGUCGAUCUUGACCCCGAGAGCAAGUAUGUCAUCUCCACACGUGUGCGCUGCGGGCGUAGCCUUGAGGGCUAUCCGUUCAACCCGUGCCUUAAGAAGGAGCAGUACGAAGAGAUGGAGGAGCGCGUGAAGACGCAGCUGGAGUCCAUGACGGACGAGCUGCAAGGGAAGUACCAUCCGUUGACCGGUAUGUCGAAGGAGACACAGCAGCAGCUGAUCGACGACCACUUCCUGUUCAAGGAGGGUGACCGGUUCCUGCAGGCUGCCCACGCCUGUGAGUACUGGCCGACGGGUCGUGGCAUCUACCACAACGACAGCAAGACCUUCCUUGUGUGGGUGAACGAGGAGGACCACCUGCGCAUCAUCUCGAUGCAGAAGGGUGGCAACCUGAAGGAGGUCUUUGGUCGCCUUGUCCAGGCUGUUGGCAUCAUUGAAGAAAAGGUGAAGUUCUCGCGUGAUGAUCGCCUCGGGUUCCUGACCUUCUGCCCCACGAACCUCGGCACGACAAUCCGCGCCAGUGUGCACAUCAAGCUGCCGAAGCUCGGGGCGGACCUCAGCAAGCUGGAGGAGGUGGCGGCCAAGUACAACCUGCAGGUGCGCGGCACCGCCGGUGAGCACUCAGACAGCCCUGAUGGUGUGUACGACAUCAGCAACAAGCGCCGCCUUGGACUCUCCGAGUACGAGGCAGUGAAGGAGAUGCAGGACGGUAUUCUGGAGCUCAUUAAGGCGGAGGAGAAAGCGAAAUAA